This is a messenger RNA of Aspergillus mulundensis, 1356 nucleotides long. Its product is annotated as indoleamine 2,3-dioxygenase. The record is from RefSeq and is a predicted model, not a curated record. Gene Ontology annotation, molecular function: metal ion binding; heme binding; indoleamine 2,3-dioxygenase activity. Gene Ontology annotation, biological process: 'de novo' NAD+ biosynthetic process from L-tryptophan. The coding region runs from base 1 to 1356 and encodes 451 amino acids. Gene Ontology annotation, cellular component: cytoplasm. The transcript is spliced from 2 exons. Lineage: Eukaryota; Fungi; Ascomycota; Eurotiomycetes; Eurotiales; Aspergillaceae.
AUGCUUUCCUCACCAGAUUUCUCUCUUGAAGAGUACGAGUUUUCUCUUCAAACCGGCUUCCUCCCGGAGGCUCCCCCUCUGCAAUGUUUACCGGAUCCUUACUACGCCCCGUGGGAAGCCGUUGCCCGGGAUUUGACAGCCAGUAUACAAGAUGGCACCAUCCAUCAGGCCGUAGAAAGCCUGCCCGUCCUCACCACCGCAAACUUGCAAUCCAAGCCAGAAUGGAGGAGGGCCUAUGUGGUACUCUCUUACCUCACACAUGCUUAUGUUUGGGGAGGCGAAAUUCCAAAAGAUGUUCUGCCCCCAGCCAUCUCAGUACCCUACCUAGAAGUUUCAAGUCACCUAGAACUUCCUCCCGUGGCCACUUACGCAGCCCUCAACCUAUGGAACUGGUCGACUUCGUCACCCAACGACGAUCUCACCUGUGCCGAUAACCUGUCAGUGACACUAUCAUACACAGGAACCAAAGACGAGGAGUGGUUCUUCAUGGUGUCCGUCGCCAUGGAAGCAAGAGGAGCCCGGGUCAUUGAAAUGAUGCUUAACACCAUCCAAGCCGUGGCCGUCGGCGACAACCAGAGGAUCGUCGCCUAUCUCAACCAGAUCAGCGAAGGAUUCAAUGAGCUGGCUCGUAUCCUGGAACGAAUGUACGAGAAGAACCGCCCCGCCGUCUUCUUCCACCUCCUCCGACCCUACCUCGCCGGAAGCAAGAACAUGGCUUCAGCCGGCCUACCGAACGGUCUUUUUUUUGAUCAAGGAAACGGAAAGGGCGAAUGGCUCCAGUAUAGCGGCGGGAGCAACGCUCAAAGCUCUCUCAUUCAGACCUUCGACAUCUUCCUCGGUGUCGAGCACACAGCCAUGGGAGGCCCAACAAAAGCUGAGCUUCCGAGGGCGAAGAUGGGCAAAACCCCAUACAUCCAGGUUCGUGGAGCUACCCAUUUGCCGCUGAGUAUGAGCGAUUCUGACCAUUCGAUGCAGGAAAUGCGAAACUACAUGCCCGGCCCCCACAGGCGGUUCCUGGAAAUGCUCACUCGAAACGCCAACCUCCGUCCGUACGCUAUGAGCUGCAAGCUCGGCACACCCGUUCGGGACGCAUACAACGCCGCCGUCAUGGCCCUCGGAUCGUUCCGUGACAAGCACGUCCAGAUCGUGACAAGGUACAUUAUUCUGGCGUCGAAGCUGCCUCCUCCAGAGAACACGCCUGUCAGGAUGAACCUGGCUUCAACGACGCAGACCCAGAUGAAGGACUCAAACGAGAAGGUCUCAGCUGGCGUCAGCGGCACAGGAGGAACCGAUUUGAUUCCGUUCCUGAGACAAACUCGGGAUGAUACCAAGGCUGCGGCAAACUUCGCGGAUUAA